AUGGCCGAAUAUAAAGCUUGUAUCCUCGAUUUUAAAAUCUCCAUUGACAUGAAUUUCCACGAGCUAUUGGUCAUGGAAGAUUCAGAUCUUUUGAUAUAUCAGGUUAAAGGAGAGUGGGCCGUGAAGAAUAUGAACAUUAUAUCUUACGUACAACAUACUCCAAGAAUACAAAAUGAGUUGGUUGAUGCUCUUGCCAUCAUCGCUUCAAUGAUUAAACAUCCGAAUACUCAUUAUAUUGAUUCUCUAGAUAUAGAUCUGAAAGAAUAUCCAGUCCAUUGUUCACAUGUUGAAGCAGAACCAGACGGUUUGCCUUGGUAUCUCGAUAUAAAGAAGUAUUUGGAGUCAGGGAGUUAUCCUGAAGAUGCCAAAUCCAAACAAAAGGAAUUCAGUAUGCUAACGUCGACUGGAGCUACUCCAUACAUGAUGCUAUAUGGAUCAGAAGCAGCUAUACCUGCUGAAGUUGAAAUUCCAUCAUUGAGAAUCAUCCAAGAGGCUGAGUUGAGUAAUGCUUAA
Solanum lycopersicum (tomato) is the source of this 513-nucleotide messenger RNA. NCBI's taxonomy places the organism in Eukaryota, Viridiplantae, Streptophyta, Magnoliopsida, Solanales, Solanaceae. The record is from RefSeq and is a predicted model, not a curated record.